AUGAGAGGUGUGAAACGAUUUGGGGUUCGAGGAAAGUUGAGUCCCCGUUACAUUGGGCUGUACGAGGUGUUGGAGCGAGUUGGAGCUGUAGCUUACCGGCUUGCAUUGUCGCUGCAACUCGCAGACGUUCAUAACAUAUUCCAUGUCUCCAACCUUCGCAAGUAUAUCCACAACCCCGAGCACGCGAUGUUAUACGAGCCGCCAGAACUUCAAGAAGAUCUAAGCUACGAAGAGCUUUCGGUGUCGAUUAUCAUACGAGAAGUGCGCAAAUUGCGAAAUCGCGAGAUUCCCUAUGUCAAGAUUCGGUGGAGCAACCACGAUGAUCGCGAAGCCACUUGGGUUUAUGGAAUAAGCGCAUCAUCCUCAUCUGUUUGA
Messenger RNA from Ananas comosus (pineapple), 375 nucleotides. RefSeq lists its product as uncharacterized. NCBI's taxonomy places the organism in Eukaryota, Viridiplantae, Streptophyta, Magnoliopsida, Poales, Bromeliaceae. The coding region runs from base 1 to 375 and encodes 124 amino acids. The transcript has a single exon. The record is from RefSeq and is a predicted model, not a curated record.